Molecule: messenger RNA, 1062 nt
Organism: Thermothelomyces thermophilus ATCC 42464
Lineage: Eukaryota; Fungi; Ascomycota; Sordariomycetes; Sordariales; Chaetomiaceae
Exons: 1
Coding region: 1-1062 (353 amino acids)
Biological process (GO): transport
Molecular function (GO): transmembrane transporter activity
Source: RefSeq, a predicted model, not a curated record
AUGUCCGCCGACUUCUGGGCCGGCUACAUCUCCGGCGCCGCGGGCAUCAUUCUCGGCAACCCGCUCGACGUGCUCAAAGUCCGCCUGCAAGCCGGCCUCACCGCUACCCCGCCAUCCGCCGCCGCUCCGGUGACACCGACACCAGCAUCCUCCAGCUAUGUCCGCCCUUUUCUCCUCGGCACCGCCGCCCCAGUCCUCGGCUACGGCGCCCUCAACGCACUCCUCUUUGUCUCGUACAACCGCACCGAAGCAUUCCUCAACCAGCUGACCGGAACCACCAGCGACGGUCAAGGACGCGGCACAAACCUCGCGACGACCUGGCUGGCCGGCGCCGUCGGCGGGCUCGCCACAUGGGUCGUCUCCACCCCGACCGAGCUCGUCAAGUGCCGCGCCCAAUUGCAGAUCCCUUCUUCCCAGGCUCUCGCGUCGCUGGGAAGGGCAGGGGCAGGGGCAGGGGCAGGGGCAGGGGUAUCCUCCCUCGCGAUCACCAGACAUAUCCUCCGCACCACUGGCCUCCGAGGCCUCUACUUUGGGGGCACCGUUACCGCUCUCCGCGACAGCAUCGGCUAUGGGUUCUACUUCUGGGGGUAUGAGCUCUGCUCGCGCUUGACGCCUUCUCUUGGCCCCUUUGAGCUAGAAAGCGGGGACAGCACCGGGGGGUCUGCCAGGAGCGACGCCAUGCGCGUGCUCCUAUGCGGCGGCCUCGCCGGCAUCAUCACCUGGGCGAGUAUUUUUCCGCUCGACGUGGUCAAGACGAGGGUGCAGGCGCAGCAGUUGCCUCUGGACCAAAGUGGCUUGUCAAGCGACAGAGCGCCACUGCUUGGCGGGGAAGAGCGGGCUAGCGUUGCAGGAACGAAGACGCUGGGAGCGUGGCAGGUUGCGAAAGAGGCGUACCGGGAGGGAGGGGUGCGCGCGUUAUUUCGGGGGCUGACUGUUUGCAGCAUCAGGGCCUUUAUUGUAAAUGCCGUGCAAUGGGCGGUGUAUGAGUGGAUCAUGAUGGAGCUUGGGCAGGGGAGGGAAAAGCAAGGGGUCAAGGACGACUUACGGGCUGUUGCUGAUUAG